Musca vetustissima is the source of this 424-nucleotide messenger RNA. Its product is annotated as probable salivary secreted peptide. Bases 1 to 423 code for a protein of 140 amino acids. NCBI's taxonomy places the organism in Eukaryota, Metazoa, Arthropoda, Insecta, Diptera, Muscidae. The record is from RefSeq and is a predicted model, not a curated record. The transcript is spliced from 2 exons.
AUGUUCGAAAAUUCUCGCAUACUGUUUAUAGUUUUAAGUGUGGUGCUGGCAUGUCAUACGUUUAGCGUUGAUGCAGCCAAAAAUAUUCAAAAUUCCUCUAGUGACGGUGGUAAUGGUGAUAGUCAUCAUGUAACAUUUGGUGCCCAAAGUCCCCGGGAAGUACAUUUGGGACGUUACACGGCAAUGGAAAGAUAUAAACCGGUGAAAAUUGUCGAGGGUGAUUUUGUUUAUCGGCCAAAGCCCAAUGAUUUACAAUAUGGCCGCACCAUAACCCGUAUUGUAAUCACCGAUCAAUAUGACAAUGGUAAUGGUGGCUAUGCCACACUGAAAGAUGGUGGCCCGAGUACAAAUUUUGCCAUAAUUCAUUUUAAAUCACAACGCAAUCAUGGUUAUAAUUUUGUUGUGGAUAUAUAUGGUAUAUAAA